Messenger RNA from Phytophthora sojae, 567 nucleotides. RefSeq lists its product as hypothetical. The record is from RefSeq and is a predicted model, not a curated record. Lineage: Eukaryota; Oomycota; Peronosporomycetes; Peronosporales; Peronosporaceae. The transcript is spliced from 2 exons. The annotation marks the transcript as partial. Gene Ontology annotation, molecular function: zinc ion binding.
AUGCUUCCUACGCACAAUAGGUCCGUCAGCGCCUUGUCCGGCUCCGCUAUUGCGGCGUUCUUACUUUCGGAAGGAAUGCAACUGGCCCCCUCAGCCAUUUCGAGGAUUAAAGCUGCUAUUGACGCAUUGACUUGGGCUACAGCACAUGGCGACGACGAGCUGGCCCCAUUCCUGCGCGAAAAACGUGAUCAGCUCGCGGCCGCUACCAGCUUCUGCAAAAUAACCCCCUGUCUGGAAGGAUCUUACAUGGUUCGAUACAUGGGUCCCUCAAAGCAUGACGGCUACAUUCAUCCUUGGCGCCACGUCGACCUACCGGCGCGGAGCUGCACUUGUGGAGGGUGGGAAGACUUCGAGUUUCCCUGUGUGCAUGCGGUGUGUGCUGCAAUUCGCGAGGGUACGCGUAUCAGCAGUGUUUACGACGCUAAGCGGCUAUCGAUCAAGCACUUUACGGCAACGUACACAAAGCGCUUUAUCCCGCUCCCAAUCGAUGGACAGCUACGCAUCGAUACAACUUUGAAGCUUCCAGCCCUUCAGAUCCCCCCACUCCAGAAAGGUAAACGAGGAUUG